GGAGGAUGUCGCUUUUGUAAAUAAUUACCAAAAUCAUAAGGUAUAAUAGCCAUCAUUAUAGGCGGAAUAUUUACGAUCUUAUUAUUAUUUUUUUUUUUAUUCAAAUAAAGGAAAGACCGUGGGGGUAGCCCAUGUGGUCAUAAAGUAGCAAAACCGAAACUAGUUGUAUCACAUCAAAACAAAGGAACUAUGACUAGAUUAACAUGAACGCCUCAAUAAAAGCGUCCCAAGCAAAAAUUAAACUGCGUAAUAUAAACUCGUAAUCUCGUAAGACUUUAAACUCGAAACUGUGUAAGUGUAUGAGUGUAUGUAUAAUUGUUCGUGUAUGUCCGCGGUGUCUUGAACUCGGUAAUGCCGUAGGUGCGUUAGUCGUGGUUAGGCCCAAGGAACUGCGCGGAUCACUUCCCCCUGCGGCCUAAGACGAUCUUAUUGUUAAAUAUAAGAUCGGAUUACGAAAUACUGCUCUGUCGGGACGAUGACGUCAGUGCACUGAAAUGUAAUCAGUGCGCACGUACCUAUUGAAGCUGACGAAUCAGAUUCCGUUGCUAAUUGCUAUCCAAGCGAUGAUCAUUUUCAUGAAAGCCGUCUAGCAAUUUUGUUGUCAAUGGAGUGUGGACUCGUGGCAAACCUGAGCAACCUGGGCAACGUGGCGAGCGAGAGACGAAAAAACCGGGGAAUUCCAGAAAAGGCGGUAGAUGUUAGUUUUGUGUUUUGUAGCGAGUGUAUUGUCAGUCCUACGUCCUACCAGUCACCGCCCACCGGUCGCCUGUGUCUUCAAAAUACUGUCGCCUUGUGCUCGUGUAUCGAGCUCAAAAAAACGCUCAAUCACGAUGGAGGAGAUUCGAGUUAUGUGGUGCGAUGCACUGGAGGAAUUGCUCCAAUGUCCCGUGUGCUUAGAAGCAACACAGGGUGUAAAAGUCCAAUGCGUAAAUGGCCACCACAUUUGUAAUCCGUGCAGAGUACAGUUGCAGGUCUGUCCCAUAUGUAAAUCUCCCUUUAUGGGAACAAGAAAUUUGGCAGUGGAACAAAUCUCAGCCAAAUUGCAGGACAUAAAGUUAUCCCUGCUGAAUCCAUAUCAUGCGCUCAAUAGAAGAACUCUACAUAAUAAAAUUUGUGUGGCUACUCAAACCGAAGAUAUUGUCAUGCCUUCCACUGCCUGUCAAACUGAACCCGUGACUCAAGCUAAGCCAAUUACCCCAAGAAACGAGCAACAAAAAUUUAUGCUGAAUUUGGCACCUAGAGUAGGAAAAGGAUUAUAUCCGUGUCGUAUUGGAACUUGUGUAAUGGAACUACCACAUGGACGAAUGAUUGGCCACUUAAGAUAUCACCAUAAAGAUGUAUUUUAUGAGUUCAACGCAAAAGAUAAUAUAUUAAAAAAGAAAUGGACUCUGGAGUAUAUCUUGAAUCGGGAUUACGAUUUCGCUUUCCAUAUCAAAGAGAUGGGUCUGUUUUUCUUGAAUAUUUCCAUAAAUCAGAUGGGUGAUCUGAUGGGUUUCUUGCAAAUUGUGAACCACAUCUCUGUAUCCAAACAAUUCACAUAUACAUUUGAAGCAAUUGGGACAUUUAAUGCUACUUACAAUGGCCCGGUGAAAUCAUGCAGAAUACCGAGGCAAAAUUUUUCAAACGACUGUUUGCGCAUACGCGAGAAUAAUAUGCGCCAUCUGAUUGACAAUAAAAACUGUUUUCACUGUAAUCUAACGAUAAAACGUAGAGUUGAUUACAGAGCAGUCAACGCGCAAAAUAAUCCAGUGCCUGCUCCUGAUGACAUAGUGGAUAAUUAAAAGAAACUAUAUAAUUUAUCAUUUCUUAUUCUUAUCCCAAAAAAAGAACGAUGAUUAUUUGAUCGAUUGAUUUUUCUGUAAAGUGUGAUAUUCCUGUACAAACAAUUGAAGCUUAUUUCUUAAUUCAGCAUAAACCAAAAUUUUAAUUAUUCAUUAUGUUACUGGCGAUGCUUAUGAUUUUAUAACUGUCGAUGUAAUUUAAGUAAUUUAAGUGUUCAUUGAAAUAAGAGUAUGUUUUUAGACUCGUUUUAGUACACUUACAUCUCUCAGUACUGCCUAAUUGAUAAACUAAAGAAGAGAUUGAAAAAGGACUGAUUUUAUAUUGCGGAUUGCAGACCAGAUGCAAUCAGAUACAGAUAACGCGACAAUUUU
Molecule: messenger RNA, 2153 nt
Organism: Temnothorax curvispinosus
Lineage: Eukaryota; Metazoa; Arthropoda; Insecta; Hymenoptera; Formicidae
Exons: 5
Coding region: 696-1781 (361 amino acids)
Source: RefSeq, a predicted model, not a curated record